UGGGUGGUUGUUUGUCUAUUUGAACGAAACCUCUGCUUGAUCUUCACGAACCACAAAAUUAAAAACUUUUCAACAUCACGAACCCAACCACCUGCAACCUCAAAAAAGGCAAUACGGCGAACUGGUAGAGAAUGGGCCAGAGGCACAACCGACGUCGCACCCGUCCGCGUUCUCGAAACCGCAGCAGCAGCAUCACCAAUAACGAAUUCACUCCUAUCGAUGCUUUCUUUCGACCUCCCAAUCCAGUCUUACCUGCGUCCAUCGACUGCCAUGAUUUCCCCGCCCCAACCUGGCACUAUGGGAAUCUGACAUGGCAGGCCCGUGAUCGCACGACAAGACUGGAAACCUCCCAUCUGGAGGCGGAGCAGUGUCGACUCUUCGGGGGUGAACCCGGUGAUGAUGUGGGCCUUUGCUAUCGCAUGCUGGAGUAUUUUGGUGGACUCGAUUACAUCGACUGUCCCCAAUCUCUGAACGCAUUACCUGGAUGACAUACCUCAACAUGCAACAAAAUCGUCAGCCUUUUUCUUUUGCACAUUCAACAACAAUUUAAAAAGAGUCAAUCAGACGGUGGAAACCAAAAAAA
Molecule: messenger RNA, 583 nt
Organism: Aspergillus saccharolyticus JOP 1030-1
Lineage: Eukaryota; Fungi; Ascomycota; Eurotiomycetes; Eurotiales; Aspergillaceae
Exons: 2
Coding region: 132-488 (118 amino acids)
Source: RefSeq, a predicted model, not a curated record